UGAAGUAUGAGCAAUAUGAAAAUAAUUCCCUUUGUGAUAGAAUACAGAUCAUAAACGCUGCUCUGAAACAGUCACAAAAAGAGCCGCAGCGUGGCAAAGCAAAGCUGAAAAACAGAAUCACUAUAAUGACUUCGGAGCUUGAAGAACACAAGAAGGUGAUUGAGAAGCUCCAGAUAGAUCAGCAUGCAUCCUCCAGCCAGCACCAAAGAGAAAUCUCAGAGCUGCUUGUGUUGAAUACUGCCUCAGUUACAGCAAUACAGGACCGCCUCACUGAGUGGCAGGAGGAAAGUCUGAAAAAAGACAAAGACAUUGAAUCCCUGCACUCAAAUGUUCUGAAUCUCCAAAGCGACAUUGUAGCCAAGGUCAGCAUUGUUACCUCACUACAGGAGAUAGUGAAUAAGUGUGCCUCAGACCUCAAAGAGGAAGAAACAAAAAGCAGCUCACUGCAGAGGGACUACGAGGCUGCUGUCUCUCAACAGAAGAAGGAAGCAGAAGAACUGGCCCGUUUGACUCAGGGGAACCAACACCUCGCCUAUGAGAACAAAAGACUGCAAAGUGAACUGGAGGCUGCUCUCAAACAGCACAUUGAAGAGAAGAAGCUUCAGGGCGACAGAGGAGCUUGCAGCAGACUGGAGGAGGCCAUUAAGAAGGAGGAGGCUCGUUUCUCCAGAGCCUCAAAGAAGAUCCAGAGCCAAGAGAAAGAGCUGUCUGAGAAGACCCUGGCUUCUGAGGGACUGCAGAGGGACUACGAGGCUGCUGUCUCUCAGCAGAAGAAGGAAGCAGAAGAACUGGCCCGUCUGACUCAGGGGAACCAACACCUCGCCAAUGAGAACAAAAGACUGCAAAGUGAACUGGAGGCUGCUCUCAAACAGCACAUUGAAGAGAAAAAGCUUCAGGACGACAGAGGAGCUUGCAGCAGACUGGAGGAGGCCAUUAAGAAGAAGGAGGCCAUUAAGAAGGAGGAGGCCAUUAAGAAGGAGGAGGCUCGUUUCUCCAGAGCCUCAAAGAAGAUCCAGAGCCAAGAGAAAGAGCUGUCUGAAAAGACCCUGGCUUUGGAGGGACUGCAGAGGGACUACGAGGCUGCUGUCUCUCAGCAGAAGAAGGAAGCAGAAGAACUGGCCUGUUUGACUCAGGGGAACCAACACCUCGCCAAUGAGAACAAAAGACUGCAAAGUGAACUGGAGGCUGCUCUCAAACAGCACAUUGAAGAGAAAAAGCUUCAGGACGACAGAGGAGCUUGCAGCAGACUGGAGGAGGCCAUUAAGAAGGAGAGGGCUCGUUUCUCCAGAGCCUCAAAGAAAAUCCAGAGCCAAGAGAAAGAGCUGUCUGAGAAGACCCUGGCUUCUGAGGGACUGCAGAGGGACUACGAGGCUGCUGUCUCUCAGCAGAAGAAGGAAGCAGAAGAACUGGCCCGUUUGACUCAGGGGAACCAACACCUCGCCAAUGAGAACAAAAGACUGCAAAGUGAACUGGAGGUUGCUCUCAAACAGCACAUUGAAGAGAAGAAGCUUCAGGGCGACAGAGGAGCUUGCAGCAGACUGGAGGAGGCCAUUAAGAAGGAGGGGGCUCGUUUCUCCAGAGCCUCAAAGAAGAUCCAGAGCCAAGAGAAAGAGCUGUCUGAGAAGACCCUGGCUUUGGAAAAGAGCCUGACAGCCGAGAAACUCCUAAAGUCGUCUCUCAAAAGUGAGAAGAAGCGAUUUGAGAAGGUGUGUGGAAAGCAGGCGUCAGCUGGACCUCUUUCAAUCCUCACUCAACUGAGAGAAGCAUCUGCGUACGACAUGCAGACAUUAAGGACGGAAAAUGCUGACAUCAGGGCUAAAUUCCUUGUCCUGGAGAGAGAAUAUGACAGAGAAAGAUUUGAACUCCGCUCUCUCUCUGCGUGCCAUGAAGAGAUGCUGUCAAGGAAAAAUGAUAGCAUUUCUGACAAUCAGUUUAUCAUCACUAAUCUACAGUGCAUUGUAAAUGAGUUCAAAGCAAAGGAGUCAAAGAUCAAGAUGAGACAGGCCGAUCUCGAAGAAGCCCUUAAACAGGAAAAGACAAGAAACUCUGAGCUGCACCAUACUGUUGAUCAGAUCUCCUCCGGUUUGGAAAAAGAAAGGACCAGGUGUGAGAAGCACCGCGUCGAGCUUCAAGAAGCUUUGAAGAAGCAGAUCGCAACUCUGGAGGAAAACAACAAAUUGACCUUGUCUCUGCAGAAGGCUCAGGAAACCUUCCCCAGGCUUCAGGAAAAACAACGUGCAGAGACAAACUACAACUUCGGAAACAUCAGUGACUCCGAGUUCAGGCUCAGGGAGCAGAAAUAUUCCCUGGAUAAGAGCAAUAAGGCGCUGUACCACCUGCAGCAGGAGUACACCAAUCUAGGGAGGAGGCACUGCGACAUCAACGCUGAGUAUCGCGAGCUGCUCAAAACUCACACUGCCCUCCAAGACAGACAUGAGAGGCUCAGCUAUGCUCAAGGAAACCCACGCCCAGACUUCAGUCCAUAUCUCUUCCAGUCAAAUUGUACAGCACACUAGAAAAUUAUCCUCCAAGGAAAUGUUUAGUGUGCGACUGGCACCGACGCAAAUAUGUUUUUAUUGUUAUAAUUUUGACUAUGUAUUUUUUUUAAAUGUAUUAUCUUUUUAAUUUUCACACGACAUCUGUUGCAUGUCUGUCCGCUAUUGCUUUCCCCAAGGUUUCUUCCAUUUUCCCCCAUGGUAACUGUCAGUUUUCUUUGGAAAUUGUUCCUUGUCCGAUGUGAGGUCUAAGGACAGAGGGUGUCUUUUUAUGCUAUUUAUAUUCUGUACGAACUGUAAAGUCCCCCGAGACAAAUGUAAAAUGAGUGAUAUUGGGCCAUAUAAAUAAACGUUGAUUGAUUGAUAACAUAUGGGGGCUGGGCAAAGCGUCACCAAUAAAAAAGGUAAGUCUCAACUGCACAUUGAUGAGAAGAAGCUUCAGGGCGACAGAGGAGCUAACAGCAGACUGGAGGAGGCCAUUAAGAAGGAAAAGGCUCGUUUCUCCAGCGCCUCAAAGAAAAUCCAGAGCCAAGAGAAGAAUCUGGCUUUAGAAGAGAGCCUGACAGAUGAGAAACUCCUGAGGUCGUCUCUCACAAAUGAGAAGAAGCGCUUUGAGAAGAUGGUUGGAAAGCAGGCUGUAGCUGGACCUCUUUCAAUCCUCACUAAAUUCCUAAGGUUGUCUCUCAAAAGUGAGAAGAAGCGAUCACAUAUUGUCCCUUGUCAAAGUCCCAGGAAAGGUGAAGUUUAGUCAACAAUCUCAACACAUGGUCCUUUGAGUAGCUUUAGUGGUGAUAUUACUAAUACCACAUUAUUGUUGUUAUGUUUUAUUUUCAUGUUUAUCAAUUUUCUUCAAUCAAUAAAUGUUGAGUCAUCAACCAUUUACAUUUCAAGAAUUUGCGAUGGAUGUUUUUCUGAAAGUGGCAGAGUGCAACAACA
Molecule: messenger RNA, 3431 nt
Organism: Trematomus bernacchii (emerald rockcod)
Lineage: Eukaryota; Metazoa; Chordata; Actinopteri; Perciformes; Nototheniidae
Product: centrosomal protein of 128 kDa-like
Exons: 1
Coding region: 126-2516 (796 amino acids)
Source: RefSeq, a predicted model, not a curated record